ACCUCCAAUCAUCUUACACUCACGGAGAUAACGCGAACGAUUUGAGAUGUUUCAACGCAGAGUACGCCGGACAGAAUGCCAAUGGAACUGGCAGGACCCUGACAGAUGAUGUUUUGGAAGCACACAACAUUCGUCAUGAGCGAGUGCCACCGUUAACGUUGCUUCCGAGCGCGCCGAUAGCUCACCUCAGUACAAGUAGAUCAAUUGAGCGCGAUACUUCUCAGUAUUAACCAGAGACAUCUCCGUGCCCCUUUCUUGUUCCCCGAUUGCACCUACAAGCACCGCAUCAAACUAGAUAGCUCUCAACCGCCAUCAUGGACCCCAACAACGCCAACUCCAAGAUCCGCAAGACACCGCAAUAUGCGAUGUACCAGCGAAAGAACUUCUGGAAGAUCAAUGACGGCGAGACACCGCUGUUCAACACUGACCCAGGCAAACUCGAAGAACAAGCCAAAGCCAAGCUCACCCAGAACGGCUGGUACUACGCCUCGUCCAACGCGGGGCAAUCGCACACGCACACGGCGAACCGACAAGCCUUCUACCGCCACCGCAUCAUCCCGCGCAUGCUCGUCGACACGAACAAGCGCGACACUAAGACGAGCAUCUUCGGCCACGAGGUAAACGCACCCAUUGGCUUUGCGCCCGUUGGUAUUAACAAGAUCUACCACCCAUCUGGCGAACGCCCCGUCGCUUCGGCCGCAGGCGGUCUUGGUCUGCCCUACGCGCUCUCAACAGCUGGCUCGCAACCCAUUGAGGAUGUGGGCAAAGCGAACGAUGAGGGCGCUGCGAAGAGCAAAGACGGCAGCGGUUCAGCAGUCCGCUUCUUUCAGCUGUACAUGCCUCACGACGACGAGCUCACUCGCUCGCUUCUCCAACGCGCCGUCGACUCUGGCUUUACAGCCUGUAUUCUAACGCUUGAUACAUGGCAGCUUGGGUGGCGCCACGACGAUGUCGCGACCUCCAAUUAUGCGUUCUACCACGGCAUUGGCGCCGACUUGGGGCUCUCUGACCCCGUAUUCCAGCAGCGCCUGAAAGAAGCCAACAUAGACCCAAAGACGCAACCCAACGAAGCAGGCGCCAUGUGGAUCGACAAUGUCUGGCACGGGAGAGCGCAUACAUGGGAGAAGGCACAGUGGGCCAUGAAGCUGUGGAAGGAGUUGAGCGGCGGUAAACCAUUCUGCCUCAAGGGUAUCCAGAGCGUGGACGACGCAAAGAAGAGCGUCGAGUACGGCUUCGACGGCAUCGUAGUGUCCAACCACGCUGGGCGACAGGUUGAUGGCGCGGUUGCGAGUCUCGAUGCGCUGGAGAGGAUUGUAGACGCGGUGGGAGAUAGAACAUACAUUAUGUACGACUCGGGCGUGCGCUCCGCCAGCGACGUCUUCAAGGCUCUCGCGCUCGGCGCGCAAUUUGUAUGGGUGGGAAGACUGUGGAUCUGGGGCCUUAGCAUCAUGGGUGAGACGGGCGUGGACCACGUCAUUAGAAGUUUGUUGGCAGACUUGGAUAUCCUUAUGAACGUUGGAGGCUACACGUCGAUCGAGGAGAUCAAGAAGGCGGGGAGGAGUGCGUUGGAGAGUGGGGAGAAGAAUUACUCGCUGUUGCCAUUUACGAGCAAGUUGUAGUUCAGUUGCAGACAGAAGGCAACAAGUCAGUAGGCACAGAUGUUUCUGCACUGUUGAACG
Molecule: messenger RNA, 1679 nt
Organism: Macroventuria anomochaeta
Lineage: Eukaryota; Fungi; Ascomycota; Dothideomycetes; Pleosporales; Didymellaceae
Product: L-lactate dehydrogenase
Exons: 3
Coding region: 315-1619 (434 amino acids)
Molecular function (GO): oxidoreductase activity; FMN binding
Source: RefSeq, a predicted model, not a curated record